AUGUUGUCCUUAAACGAAAUCAAAUUUCCUUCUCAUUGGAAUCUAGUUCCCAAUGAACCUUCGUAUGUCGACUAUGUUUACAGAGAGGGCUUAGAUCUUGGUGUCUGGAGGCCUGACAAUCAGAGAGACAGAAUGGCACACAACAAUGUAGUGUCACUUACUAGAUUUUUUUGGCCAAACGUAGACUUUGAACGCUUGGUAAUGGGUGGUGAACUCAUGCUUUGGUUCUUUACUUUUGACGAUGGUCUAGAUGCCGGUAUAUAUGAUGAUCAAAAGAGUGUUGAUCUAGUACGUAGAAUGGAAAUCGUUUUCAUGGAUGGACCAGAGAAAGUUGCUUUUCGACUACGGAGCAGAUGCUUAGAAAUGUGUGGUAAGCGUCGAGAUACUUUUAAUAGAUUUAUAAGUAGUUGUGUUCAAUGGGUUGAUUCAAUUAUCCCAUUUAAUAAAGUCAAGGAUGGUGGCUCACCACAUAUCGAACUAUAUUCAUUCUUACGAAAGAUUAAUAUUGGAGCAUAUCCUUGUGUAACCUUAACCGAAGUCAUGCUAAAUCAUCAUUUGGAACCAUACAUUUGGUCAGACCCAAGAUGGCUAAAAAUGAACGAAAACAUUGCUAUUGUGGUGACAUUAAUAAACGAUUUGGUUUCCUAUGAAAAAGAAGUGAAUGAUAACGCCGGUGUCUUGAAUCCAUUAUAUUUUUUCCAACACCAAAAUAAUCAAAACCUACCUGAUUCCUACAGAAAGAUGGUCAAUUUAAUCCAUCAGUACGUCAAUGACUAUUUGCACCUCGAGGAAGGAUUUCUUCGAUCGAUGGCACCGUUCCAUGAUGCGUUACAACACCAAGAAGUUCAUUUCAUGCUGGAUCAUCUACAUUAUUUAAUUACCGGUUCAAGAAUGUGGUCAAUGCAAACUCCACGAUAUUGCUCUCCGACUUCACCUUUUAUCGAAAUGCGACCUCCCUCGAAAAGCUAUCUAUAA
Messenger RNA from Heterostelium album PN500, 975 nucleotides. RefSeq lists its product as uncharacterized. Gene Ontology annotation, molecular function: terpene synthase activity. The record is from RefSeq and is a predicted model, not a curated record. The transcript has 3 exons. Bases 1 to 975 code for a protein of 324 amino acids. Lineage: Eukaryota; Evosea; Eumycetozoa; Acytosteliales; Acytosteliaceae.